Messenger RNA from Magallana angulata, 1384 nucleotides. Its product is annotated as haloacid dehalogenase-like hydrolase domain-containing protein 2. Gene Ontology annotation, biological process: dephosphorylation. Gene Ontology annotation, molecular function: phosphatase activity. The transcript is spliced from 7 exons. The record is from RefSeq and is a predicted model, not a curated record. Lineage: Eukaryota; Metazoa; Mollusca; Bivalvia; Ostreida; Ostreidae. Bases 162 to 992 code for a protein of 276 amino acids.
CAAAGCACAACUGGUUGUAUACGAAUCGGAAUGUCAGCGGUGAAAAAUAUACUACAGGUACAGGACACGGUGAAACCAAAUAGCCCAAACAAUUACAACGAAUACAACCUCGAAAAAGGUUGUAGAUAAUCUCAGUAACUUAAGUCCACACAGGCGUCCGUAUGUACAGCAUCUUCAUUCAUAACGGUAUAAAUCGACAUCGACAUACUACACGUUUAAUGGAACACAAAAUCAAAACAAUCCUCGUAGACCUGAGUGGUACGCUUCAUAUUGAGAAUGAAGAAAUUCCAGGAUCGGUGGAAGCUUUGAAAAGGUUGCGGAAUUCAAAAUUAAAUGUUAAAUUUGUUACAAACACUACAAAAGAAUCACAAAGACUUUUGUUUGAGAGGUUGAGGAAUCUUGGAUUUGAUAUUGAAUCCAGGGAAAUUUUCACCUCUUUAACUGCUGCUGUGAAAUUGAUCAAACAAAACUCUUACCGACCUCUCCUGAUGGUUGAUGACAGAUCUCUGGAGGAUUUCAAAGGAAUUGAAACAAAGAAUGCAAAUGCAGUUGUUGUUGGACUUGCUCCAGAAAAGUUUCAGUACAACACCUUGAAUCAAGCAUUUAGACUUUUGAUGGAUGGGGCCCCUCUUAUAGCCAUACACAAAACCAGGUACUACAGAACAGGUUCUGGGUUAUCCUUAGGUCCAGGACCAUUUGUUACUGGACUAGAAUAUGCAGCAGAUUGUAAGGCUGAAGUAGUAGGAAAACCAGAGAAAGCAUUUUUCCUGUCUGCUGUUGAAGAGUUCCAGUGUCAUCCAAAUGAAUGCAUUAUGAUUGGAGAUGAUGUGAAAGAUGACAUCCAUGGAGCACAGGGCUGUGGAAUGCUGGGUAUCCUUGUACAGACUGGAAAAUACAGACCCAAUGAUGAAGACAAAAUUGAUCCAAAGCCAUUUUUGACUGUCAGAAACUUUUCAGAGGCAGUUGAUAAAAUUAUAUCCACUUCGUCAUGACACGAGGAGAUUUAUUUAUAUAAAUCUACUAUAAAGUUAAAAGACCACUCUUAUGUGAACUGCAAAAAUUGGCACAUAAUUAGUAUCUACAUGUUGUUUAUUUGCAUGUUUAAUCUGUUUACUACUUGAAGGAGAGGUCUAACUUGUUCUUCUAGUCCAGAGCUCUGAUCAUUAUACAUGUAUUUAUGAACAUUGAGAGCAGCAUAUUAUUUGGCAAGACAGUGAGGAUGCCUUCAUGAGCAGGGGAAUAGUAGAUCUUUUUAAAGUGGCUGAUGAUGUUGCAAAGCAAAUUACAUGCAGUACUUGAAUGCAUACAAAUAGUAUGUAUGUAUCUAAUAAAGUAGUACAUGUAAAUGGAAAGUUUUCAAGUACAUGUACAUGUAUCUGGAGUA